Phlebotomus argentipes is the source of this 5243-nucleotide messenger RNA. It is a transcript of the gene Su(Tpl), whose product is annotated as RNA polymerase II elongation factor Ell. Gene Ontology annotation, cellular component: transcription elongation factor complex. Lineage: Eukaryota; Metazoa; Arthropoda; Insecta; Diptera; Psychodidae. The record is from RefSeq and is a predicted model, not a curated record. The transcript is spliced from 12 exons. Gene Ontology annotation, molecular function: cis-regulatory region sequence-specific DNA binding. Gene Ontology annotation, biological process: snRNA transcription by RNA polymerase II; positive regulation of transcription elongation by RNA polymerase II; transcription elongation by RNA polymerase II. Bases 613 to 2586 code for a protein of 657 amino acids.
UCUUGACGGGCUUCGCUCGUGAAGCACGUAACAUUUUUUCUCCACCAAAAAGAGAAGGAAGACAGGGAGAAGGAGGAAAUUUGGGAGAAAAGCCAGGAGUGAGAGUUUUUUGUUUUAUUUUCCCCAAUUUGUUUUUCGUUUCCUCUCAAAGAAGGAAGAGAGACUGUGCCGUGCGUGUGUGUGUGUCGGUCGAAAGGUCACUGGCGAACGGAGUGAAAAAGUGAGUUUCAUGGCAAACUCUCUUCAAUGACCCCCAUAGCGACACAGGAGUGAAGCAGUGAAGAAGCUCGGGGAGGCGCAUUCGAGAGACUUUUGCCGAGGGUAAAUCAGGAGCGCCCCAGGCCACCGGAGGGCCCCCAGUGUGGAGAGAACUGAAGAGUGCUCGAGCCCCAGUCGCAGUUGAGAGGAGAGUCUCUCGCUCUCUGACAUAGAAGCCCAAUUUUGAGAGACAUUUUGCCAUAUUUAGCACAUUGUUGCAUCGGAUUUGUGUGGUGGAUCCCAUCCGGAGGAUACUCCACUGUGGUGUGGUGGUAACAAAGUGGCGCACCUCGGCCAGCAGGCGUUAUAAAUUGGAAAGGUUUUUUUACGUGGCACAUUUGGUAGCACGUCAAGAUGGCCGCCCUGUGCACUGGUAUUUCGUACGGAUUGUCGCAAAUACAGAACACCAGCGCGUCCGCGGAUGGCAAGGAGUUGAUAUUCGUCAAGUUGACCGACUCAGCUUAUCGUGCCAUUGAGGAAUUUCAGCGAAAUCAAAGCAAAAUUUGUUCUCAAGCAACUAUUCAAUUUCUCGGAAAUGAAGGGCUCAUCUCGUUCCCGUCUGUGUCGAACAGCGGCGGACAAAAGUUUAGCUUCUCUCUGUCUGAAAUCGAGGGUCCCGCGGGCUCCUUCGAGUGCAUCCAGCAGAAUCAGGGGGACCUCGAUGUCUUGGGCACAUUGUCCAACAAGAUGCGAAUACAUGCCAAUGAUGAUGUGUACGAGACGACAAAGCAUAGAAUGGCUGUGGCUGAGGAAAAUCAGAAAAACAAAUGUACUCGAGAAAUUAAGCCCAAUCAAACAGACAUUGGACGCCGGGUGAAACUGAAACCAUCGAGUAAUCGUCUGAAUAACAUUCCUAGCAAUUCUUCAAGUUCUUCGUCUUCAAUUACACCAUACAGCAAGCGUGAUUCAUUUCACCUCAAUUCAGCAGCUCCUGCAUCAAAUCCAACUAGUUUAUCAUCAAGUGUUUUAACAAAUAAUAGUAAUAAUAUUGCCAAUAAUUACGGCACGACGUCAGCGUCGUCGCCGUCGCUCAAGACGACAAAUGGAACGACGACGGGCGGUCGAAGUCAUGGUGUCGCCGGCGGUGGAGUGAAUGGUGGAACGCAAGUGUUUGGAAGUGGAGCAAGUAGAGUGCCUAAUAGAGUUGCCAAUCGGAAUAAUCAGAGUUCAUCUUCACGAGGAGGGAAUCCCGACAUCAUGAAGAGAUCGAUAAAAGAAAGGCUGAUUCACUUAUUAGCGUUAAGGCCGUACAAAAAACCUGAAUUGUAUGCAAGAAUAGUCACUGAGGGUGUCAAAGAUCGUGAUAAGAACAACAUUAAGAAUAUUUUGACGACGAUAUCUUACCUAAGAGAUAAUACUUAUCAUCUGAAUCGACACAUAUGGAAUGAUGUGCACGAGGAUUGGCCAUUCUACACGGAACAGGAUCGGCAAAAUCUUAAGAGGCGAAAACCUCAAAAUCUAACACCACCUCUGAGUUCCGACGGCGGCUCGUCAACGUCUGGCCAAAGUCCGACCAGCACGCACAACGGCAGUCCUCCGCCGGCUGUGAAGCGGCCCGCGAUGAACAGUGAGAAGUAUCUGGACGGGCCCGUGAGCAAAAAGACCCGCAUCAGUCGCGUUGGAAAUCCCAAUCACGAUGCCAGACGAGGAGUGGCGGAUUCGCGAGAUUGUGCCAACAUGAAUCCUCGUUCCAGGGAGCAUCAUGAUGAUAUGAGGUCGUCCAGUAGUUACUAUGGUUCAAAUUCAACACCAACCACACAAGAAUCUGAGGACAGCGGAUUGAGCUUGAGCUAUUCUGUGCUGAGAUCAGAUGCGGCUCAGCGUUUCCUCUCCACAAGCUCAUCAUCGGCGGACACGGAGGCACAGCAUCAUCAUCGAUACGAGGAGGAUGCCAAUGAGCUGAGGAGUGACACGGGCAAGCACAACGGCAACACACAUGAUUUCAGCAGUCAAUUCAGGAGGAUAGAAUCCAUUGAGCAGAGGCGGGAAUACAAGUCGAUAUUCGACAAGGAUUACGCGGAGUACAGAAAGCUGCAUGCGGAUAUUGAUCAGGUGUCGAAGAAGUUUGCUGAAUUGGAGGAGGCUCUCAGGUUUGAGGAGAAGAGACUUCGGCGGGAGGAGCGCGAUGAUCUGAAGUUUCGGGUUAAGGAAAUUCAGAAGCGAAUUCUCAACGAGUACAAAGAAACUAUGCGAAACAGGAAUCAUCAAGAGUCUAAGAGGCGGUUUCAAUAUCUGCAUCAGAAACUGUCGCAUAUCAAGAAGCUCGUCAAUGAAUUUGAUCUUACCCUCACCAAUGGCAAUGGCAUUCUCACGCAUUCGGGCUACUGACGAUUAUUGAUCGUUAUUGCAACUGUUGGUGUAUACAAGUGAAUGGGGGAAAGGAAGUGUAAAAAGGUGGACAGCGUGCGAGGAUCACGCGAGGAAAAUCUCCCGCGCAUUGGAAGCGAAAAAAGUCACAGGAUUGGAGAAAAAUACACCAUCAAUUUGCAUUCCGACAUGAAGAGAAGGAGAGAGAGACACACACACUCUGAUCAUCCAUUCGACUCUCCAUUAAGAUUAUGGUUUGUUUUCCUGUUUUAUUUUAACUACAAUAUGUCGAUAAGUGCUUGUAAAAUGAAGAUGGAGAAGUUGCAAGUUGAGAGACAGCGAGAGAGAGAGAGAGAGAGAGGAGAUGAGUGACGAGAGAGACACACACACAGCAUAAGGAAUUAUGAUGAUAAACAAUGACGACUCUGGCCAUUCUGAUUAUUUAUGUUUUAAUUAUUAAAUAAUGAAUAUUUGUAUUAAAUAAUUUGUAAUUUGUACAUAAAAUAAUGAGAUCAGAACUAUAGACAGUUGUGUUACAGAUUUGCAUAAAAGAGAGAGAGAGAGAGAGAGAGGGGAAUGUUAGGAGACAAUUAGAGAUGAGUAGGAAAUAACGAAAGAGAGAAUACGAAUGCUUCGUGAAAUCUAUCAAUUUGAUGCACAUUUUUUUUCUUGGGAUGUCUUAAUUUUUUUGCCAAUCAUGAGAAAUGUUGAAACGUUUUUUUUUCUCCUCCCCUUAUGUUAAAUCAUUGCAAUUUCUUGUCGAGUUUUUAUUCUUUUUAAGUUGUUGAUUUCUUUGUUUUUUUCCCAAAUGAAAAGGAAGAAAAAGUCUCGUGGAGCAAUAUUUGUGGUUUAGCGUAGAGGUGAAUGCAUUUUUUGAAAGAAGAAGAAGAAGAAGGAAAAAUCGAUGAAAAACAAGAGGAAAGUUAUUCAAUUAAUCCUGCCAUAUGGUUCUCUCCCUAUUUGACAAUGUGUCAUAUUUACUAGAUGCGACGAGAGUCAGUUUGAGUCUUGUUGCAUUCUGUGCGCACCGUAAAAAUUGCAUUAUUCGUCCAUGAAUCAAAUUUUAGAUGGAGAAAAAGAGAAGGGGAAAAAAGCUGUUUGUUUUACUUUUUUUGUAGCAAAUUUGUGUCCUAAAAUAAGUUGACUUGUGUUUCCAUUGUAUACAUUUUUAAGGCAUUAAGCAUUGAGAGUGAGAGAGAGAGAAAGAGGAUAGUUUAUGUUGUUUCACCACAAAAGACAGCCAUCCAGUUGACUUGCAAAUAAUAUUUCUUACCAUCCAAGACGAUUUAUUGACAAAUUUUUGACAAGGGAAAUUCAAUUCGGCCAAAUAGUUGAAUGUUGAAGCAUUAUAAAAAAAAAACAAUCAAUCAAUCAACGUCUAUUCGAGAAGCGUCUUUUAGAAAGAUACAAUUUAACGUGUGAAGUCGUCCAAGAGGAGCAUUCUUUGAGUUCCGCGCUCACAAAAUGACACAUGAGAAGAGAAAAGAGUUCAAUUGAUUUUCGAUGAAAUGGGCAAAAAUUCGACAAAAUUUUUGAGUAUGAGAAAAAGCAAAAUACAAAAUUUUCAAGAGUCAGUGAAGAAGGAAUUUAAUGCGCGCGUGCGUGCGUGGUUUCUGAAAAUUGCCAAAUAUAUAGCGUUGAUUACAUAUUGAGAUAAAAAAAAACAAGUUGGAAAACAGUUUGAAAAGAAGGCAGUAUAAGAAGAGAAUAAUCUGAUGAAAUAAUUUGUAUAGAAGACAAAAAAAAAGAAUCAUAAUUUAUUAUAAAUGUAUUUAAAGGUUAAGACAGAAAAUAUACAUAUGUAAAAAUAUUUUUGUAUUAAAGUAAUCAUUAUGAGAGAGCAAGGCAAGAAAACACUAUUGAUGUCUUUUCACAAGAUUAUAAACUUAAAUGAGGAAAUAGUUAAGAUAAGGGAAAAAUAACUAGAAUUUUGGGAAGAGUUGUUAAUUUUUCCCAAUGAAUUUCAGCCGUUUUUCUUAAUUUCUUUCACUCUUUGGACAAUAUUAAGACUGAUUUAAUGGUUUUCCCCCUAUUUUUCUCACUUUCUUUUGUCAGACGAAGAAGAAGAAGAGGAAGGAAAAAAGACAAUUUCAAGGGAUUUGUAUACGUAUGAUUGUUUUCUUCUUAGAAUAAUCAGUCACUUUAGUGCUUCCUUUUUGCAUGAAGAAAAGUUGUUGAUUUUUCAUCGUUUUUUUUUGUCCUUGAAUUUCUUCUUUAAUUUCUUGUUGAAACUAUAAUUUAUGUCACCUUCCAAAAUCUCAAAAGAAAAUUUAAGCAAAAGAAAAUGUCAAUGAGGAAAAGAUGACAAUGAAAUUUUGUGCGUUAGUUUAAAAAUUAAAAAAAAAAAAAUUGAUUUGCUGUGAAAAGAGAAGAAGAAAAAAAGGAAUGUAAAUAUUUAUUGUCAGAAAGAAAAAAAAGAAAUUCUCUCAAAAUGUGUAAUCACAAUUAUUCCAAACCCUUUUUAAUGAAAAUCUUCUGAAGAUAAGAAAAUGUGAAGGAAAACUUGAUGAAAAUGUGUGUAUUUAUUGAAAGAAUUUUUGGGGAUAAAAUGAAGGAUUAGAGAAAGAGAUUUGAAUGUGAACAAUAUCUUAUGAUUUUUCCACUUUGAAUACAGAGAAGAACGAUUUUAGGCAAAUUUUUGCAUUCUGUAGAACUUAGGAGAAGAAGAAAAAAAACAA